This is a messenger RNA of Odocoileus virginianus texanus, 1904 nucleotides long. It is a transcript of the gene RUVBL2, whose product is annotated as RuvB like AAA ATPase 2. Gene Ontology annotation, biological process: box C/D snoRNP assembly; chromatin remodeling; regulation of transcription by RNA polymerase II. NCBI's taxonomy places the organism in Eukaryota, Metazoa, Chordata, Mammalia, Artiodactyla, Cervidae. Gene Ontology annotation, cellular component: R2TP complex; Swr1 complex; NuA4 histone acetyltransferase complex. The record is from RefSeq and is a predicted model, not a curated record. Gene Ontology annotation, molecular function: DNA helicase activity; ATP binding; ATP hydrolysis activity.
CGCCUCGACAGCUGAAGGGAGCUCGGGUGAACGGGGUUUGCUGCUGCGCUAGCUGAUUGGCCUUCAACCCUGUCAAUCCGAAGCUUGAGGCCCUAGAGUUGGAGUGGGAGGGAAGAAGGUCGAUAAGGAGGAAAGGAAGCGUGGGGAACGUGUGGUUGCCCGAAGAAGUGUUAAAAGAGUUUUGCAAUCGCCUUAGCGAGGAGGCUCUGGGUAAAAGGAGGAGGAGCCAGGAAGCGAGAGGAAUGGACGCGGCCUCGGCGCGUGGGCGGGGCCUAAAAAGUGACACCACGCCCCACCAGGAGAGUUUGCAUAUUUAUAAAGAACCACCGAGAUUUUUGGAUGACUUGGCAGUCUAGAGGGGCCAGAACACUUCGUUCCUAGCGCGUUUCCGUUUCCGCUAGGAUAUUGGCGGUUGGUGAGCAUCAUGGCAACCGUGACAGCCACAACCAAGGUUCCAGAGAUUCGUGAUGUGACACGGAUUGAACGUAUUGGCGCUCACUCCCAUAUCCGGGGGCUGGGACUUGACGAUGCCUUGGAGCCACGGCAGGCUUCCCAGGGCAUGGUGGGCCAGUUGGCGGCUCGGAGGGCAGCCGGUGUGGUGCUGGAGAUGAUCCGAGAAGGGAAGAUCGCUGGCCGGGCGGUUCUCAUCGCUGGCCAGCCGGGUACUGGGAAGACAGCCAUUGCCAUGGGCAUGGCACAGGCCCUGGGCCCCGACACCCCGUUCACAGCCAUCGCAGGCAGUGAGAUCUUCUCCCUGGAGAUGAGCAAGACAGAGGCGCUGACCCAGGCCUUCCGGCGCUCCAUCGGCGUGCGCAUCAAGGAGGAGACCGAGAUCAUCGAAGGGGAGGUGGUAGAGAUCCAGAUUGAUCGGCCGGCCACGGGGACGGGCUCCAAAGUGGGCAAGCUGACCCUCAAGACCACAGAGAUGGAGACCAUAUAUGACCUGGGCACCAAGAUGAUCGAGUCCCUGACCAAGGACAAGGUCCAGGCCGGGGACGUGAUCACCAUCGACAAGGCCACAGGCAAGAUCUCCAAGCUGGGACGCUCCUUCACACGUGCUCGUGACUAUGAUGCCAUGGGCUCCCAGACCAAGUUCGUGCAGUGCCCAGAUGGGGAGCUGCAGAAACGCAAGGAGGUGGUGCACACGGUGUCCCUCCAUGAGAUCGACGUCAUCAACUCCCGCACUCAGGGCUUCCUGGCGCUCUUCUCAGGCGACACAGGGGAGAUCAAGUCUGAAGUCCGAGAGCAGAUCAACGCCAAGGUGGCCGAGUGGCGGGAGGAGGGCAAGGCGGAGAUCAUCCCCGGCGUGCUGUUCAUCGACGAGGUCCACAUGCUGGACAUUGAGAGCUUCUCCUUCCUCAACCGGGCCCUGGAGAGUGACAUGGCGCCUGUCCUUAUCAUGGCUACCAACCGCGGCAUCACCCGGAUCCGGGGCACCAGCUACCAGAGCCCCCACGGCAUCCCCAUCGACCUGCUGGACCGGCUGCUCAUCGUCUCCACCUCCCCCUACAGCGAGAAGGACACAAAGCAGAUCCUUCGCAUCCGGUGCGAGGAGGAAGACGUGGAGAUGAGCGAGGAUGCCUACACGGUGCUGACCCGCAUCGGGCUGGAGACCUCACUGCGCUAUGCCAUCCAGCUCAUCACGGCUGCUAGCCUGGUGUGCCGGAAACGCAAGGGCACCGAGGUGCAGGUGGACGACAUCAAACGGGUCUACUCGCUCUUCCUGGACGAGUCUCGCUCCACGCAGUACAUGAAGGAAUACCAAGAUGCCUUCCUCUUCAACGAGCUCAAAGGUGAAACCAUGGACACCUCCUGAGCUGAUCACCUUUCCCCCUCACCCCCACCCCUGUUUUCUACUAGAGUUCUGACACUGUGACUUUGUAUAAAAUGGUUCUGAAACUGGA